AUGAAGUUCACCACCCUCUUCGCCCCCCUCGCCCUCCUGGCCCCGACCUUCGCGUCCCCCAUCAUCAACGCCUCCGCCUCCGCCGACAGCCCGACCAUCGUCGACGCCCUCACCAGCGUCAACCAAACGACCGUCAAGUUCGGCAACGUCAUCGUCAACUGGAACGGCGGCCUCCUCGGCACAGUCCCCGUGCUGGCCGAGAGCACCGCCCUCCUCGUCACCGUCAAGAAGGGCACGUCGAUCGCCGAGCACAGCGAGCCCCUCGACAACGACGGCGCCCUAGCCGUAGCGGGCACCACACAGUCGCUUGUGGCGUCUGUUAACACCACGCUGACGACCCUGAUCGAGGCCCGGCCCAAGUUUGACAAGCUGCUGUUGACCCCGAUCAUUGUCCUGAACUUGAAGAUCCAGCGUGAUGCCACUGCGGACUUGAGUGAGGCUAUCAUUGCCAAGGUGCCGGAGGCGUUGCAGGCUAUUGCGAAGAACUUGGUUGCGCCCAUCGACCAGAGCUUCGCGACUGCUAUUGACGCGUACGAGGCAUAA
Messenger RNA from Dichotomopilus funicola, 543 nucleotides. RefSeq names its product hydrophobic surface binding protein A-domain-containing protein. The coding region runs from base 1 to 543 and encodes 180 amino acids. Lineage: Eukaryota; Fungi; Ascomycota; Sordariomycetes; Sordariales; Chaetomiaceae. The record is from RefSeq and is a predicted model, not a curated record. The transcript has a single exon. Gene Ontology annotation, cellular component: extracellular region.